AUGUUGAUGGAUGUCCCUCGAACUCAAGCUGCUGCGGCUCAAGCUGAGGUGUUGCUCGAUCACAAGCUGAUGCUCCUCAAGCCGGAAUGGUCUCAAGGCAAGGCCGACUUCGUUGAUGAUGUGGAUGUCAUUGGGCUCAUGCUGCUGCUGCUGCUCAAGCCUGCAAUGAAGCUAUCGAAGCUAACCCAAGUCCAUUUCAAGGCAAUUCCAACUUCGUUGAUGAUGAUGGUGUUGCUCGCGCACAUGUUGCUGGUGCUCAAGCUCAAGCGAAGCUUC
This is a messenger RNA of Mesorhabditis spiculigera, 276 nucleotides long. The record is from the annotation of a GenBank genome assembly. Lineage: Eukaryota; Metazoa; Nematoda; Chromadorea; Rhabditida; Rhabditidae.